AUGGCCAACUCUGAAAGGCUAAUACAAUCUGCCGAAGACUUUUUCAGGGAAAACAAAUUCCAAGAAGCCUUAGACCUGAUCUCUUCCUCAUCUCUGUUAUCCAACUCAUGCGACGCCUUAGUUUUAAAAGCAAAAUGCUGCAUAGAAUUAAAUAUAAUGAAUGAAGCAGAGCAAUGAUUAAAUGACGCCAAGUCUGCUACACGAUCUAUCAAAAAUGCAAAAGAAAGAAAUGAUAUGUGGGAACGGAUUUGUCUGGUAUGAGGCUGCUAUAAAGAAAAAUUAGGGAAGCCAAAAGAAGCUCAAGAGUUUUUUAAGCAAAUUAUUUCAACAUCGUCUAAUCAAGAUAAUAAAGCAAUUGCACAAAAUUCGUAUAGAAGAUUGUCAUCAAUAAGCAGCCCUGCUAGGAUUCCAAAUAGAUCUGAUGAUGAGCUGGAAGAGUUUCUUUCUGAGUUCAGAGAGAAUAUGGCAGUUCAUCCUGGAUCUGAAUGACAUGUUGUAAGCUAUACAUGGUUUAAAGCAUGACAGUUAUACAUUGGACUAACAUCUAAAGAAGGUCAUGAAGAUCUACCAUUUUCUUUUGAUGAAAAAGCAGUGAAAACUUCUCAAUCCCCAGGAGUGAUUGACAAUAGGGAUAUAAUCAACCAAGAAGACUCAAAAAUACUAGUCAACGAUCCGGAAAGACCUUCAUUCGGAAUUAGUUUAAAAUCUGGGGUCCAAGAAAAUAUAAAUUACGUUUUGCUUCCAGACCCUGCUUUUCAAGUCUUAAAAGAAAAACAUAAAUGCAGCACUGAUAUAAGAAGAUAUGCAAUUGAAGUAAAUGAUUCCAUUUACCAAGUUGAAGUCUUUUUAAAAUCAAUCCACAUUGGAUGCAUCCUUAAAAAUUCGGUCAAUCUUAGCCUUAUGAAUGUAAGCCGGAAAGACACAAUUGGAGAAAUCAAAAGAAAAUAUUUAGCAAUAAAAUCAGCCCCAAGGAACGCUAAGGUCUGAAAAAUUAGCCUAAAUACAAUUUCGCUGCCUCGGCUUCAAGCUAUGGUGAAAAGCAAUGAAAAAGUAUAUAUAGAAGGAGGAAUUAUAUUAAAAGAAACCACAAUUAUUGAUGAUGCAGAAAUUGGAGAAGAAGAUGUGAUGUUUAUAGAAACUGGAAAAGAAAAUAAAUUUUAUUUCACGAAUGAAAUCAAAGAUAUUUCUGAGCAUUGUGUGUCAUGUAAUCAAGUUAUCACAGCACCUGUAUUUUGUAAGGACUGCAAAAAAAUAAAAUAUUGCUCAGUUGCUUGUAGGCAAGAGCAUCACUCCACUCAUAAACGUAAAUGCAAAAGACCUUCUAGAAGCUUUUUUGCGUGCUUUUUUUGUAAGCCAUCUUAUCGAGACAGUGAUGAAGAUAUGGAAGAAUACCACGUAUCUAAGCCUAACACAAAAUAUGAAACACCUAAAGCAUUUACUACAAAAACCAAUGAUGGGGCGACAGGAUUACAAAACUUAGGAAACACAUGCUUUAUGAACUCAGCUUUACAAUGUUUAGCCCACACAGAAUGCCUUACUAAUUAUUUUUUAAAUGAGCCAUACAACAAAGAAAUCAAUAAAUCUAACCCUUUAGGAACCAAAGGAAAAUUAGUGGCUUCAUAUGCAGAAGUUUUAGAGCAUAUAUACAAAGGAAAUGAAAAUUCUUUUGCUCCUUGAAGAUUUAAGAAAACACUGGCAACCUUUGCUCCUCAGUUCGGAGGGUACCAGCAGCAUGAUGCUCAUGAGCUGUUAUGCUAUUUGCUAGAUGGUCUUCAUGAAGAUUUAAACCAAGUAAAGAAAAAGCCAUAUUACGAAGACCUGAACACCAAAGGUAAAACAGACCAAGAAAUCGCAGUCGAAAGCUGAGACCGGCAUAUUUCAAGAAAUCAGAGUAUCAUAGUAAACACUUUUCAUGGGCAAUAUAAGUCAACUUUACUAUGCCCUAAGUGCAAGAAUUAUUCUUACACAUAUGAUCCGUUCAAUUCUCUUUCUUUGCCUAUCCCUUCAUCUCAAUCAUCUGGGAGAAAGCUGAAGCUGUAUUUUGUUAAAAGUGAUCCUCGCUAUGCAGCUAUUAGAAUGGCUUCAGAUGUCACAGAAAAUACAAGCUUUGCGAGAUUGAGAGAACAUAUUUCAACAACAUUAAACGUAGAGCCUGAGUCCUUUAUAUUUAGCUCAGUCUUAGAAAACUGUGUAAUUGGGCUGCCAAGCGAUGAUAAAAGAAUAGAAAGCUUUAAAAAUGGAACUGUCAUUGCAUAUCAAGCAGAUACGGCUUUAGAAAAUGUGUUUGCUGUAGAAGUUCGGGUUACUAAAGAAAAUUCAAGGAAUAAGUUUGUGACAUUUCCUCGCUUUAUUUUCCCUGCAAAAAAUGCGAAUUUCUUUAAUCUUCACUUUGAAGUGUUUAAAAAAUUUGUAGUAUAUAUAGAAAAAUUAUUUCAAAGUUCCGGGAAUAUUAAAAAAUUAUAUGAAAAGCAUGAUGAAAAUCCUUGCUAUUUGUUAUAUUUUAAGCCUGGGAGAGGGAUAAACUGCUGUCCAUUAUGCAAAAAAGUAUCUUGUAAAGGUUGCGAGGUACCAAAAAAUGAAGAGUCUAUAGAUCAAUUAUUUAAUCAACGAGCAAGAGUUGUAUUAGAGCUGGUAUGGAAACAAAACUGUUCUGAUUAUGGGGUAGACCUAGAAAUUCUUAAUAACAGCACUGAUCACCCCUCAGUUUCUUCUAACUCCCUAUUCUUGAUAGAGCGAUUUCAUCGAAAAUUUCCUCAAAAAUCGUGAAUUGAAUUACUAUCCUUGAUCACAAUUUUCAUAUAGAUAAGCAUAAAAAUAAACCUAUCCUAUAUACCGCUUAAAAUCUAACGAAUCUUUUGAAGCAUAAUCACUUAUUCGCAAUUAUAAUCUGGUUUUGCAUACUGCUAAUAUAUUGCAUACUCUAUCUGUUAUGACUAGUAUAUAAAAUAUUUUAUAUGGAAAAGUUUCAGCAGUAAAAAAUUUAUAUUAUAAUUAUUUUUUCCGAAAUAUUCUAAAUUAUUAAACAAAAGAUGAGGGAAGAGUAAAGGAAAAGCCCAAGAAAAGUUUUCUUCAAUCAGUAUAUCUGAGUGCUUUCAAAUGUUUAGAGUUGCUGAAGAACUAGAAAAAGAAAACGCAUGGUAUUGCCCUAUCUGUAAAGUGCAUGUCCAAGCUACAAAACAGCUAGAAGUUUAUAAAGUCCCACCUGUCCUUAUAAUUCAUUUGAAACGAUUCAAAACACAUGGAUUUUAUAGAGAAAAACUCGGGGCUGCAGUAGCUUUUCCAGAAAAUGGGCUUGAUAUCUCAGAAUUUGUAAUAGGACCAGAUCGCCCUCCUUUAUAUGACUUGUUUGCAGUUUCAAAUCACUUUGGUAGUUUAGGUGGAGGCCAUUAUACAGCAACCUGUAGAGAUUCCCAAGGCGGAUGACUUGAUUUUAACGACUCACAAGUGAAAUCUGGCGGAGAAAUAUCAAAUACGUCAGCUUAUUUGCUGUUUUAUAAAGCAAGAUAA
Molecule: messenger RNA, 3507 nt
Organism: Blepharisma stoltei
Lineage: Eukaryota; Ciliophora; Heterotrichea; Heterotrichida; Blepharismidae
Source: the annotation of a GenBank genome assembly